AUUUUAUCUGUUUGUUCAUGACUUACUUCAUUUAUAAUUAAGGCCCAUAAACUGCAGUCGUGUAGCUCCGAUGAAUCGGUUAGUUUGUCGCCUGUUGGCUUUUAGGGUGAACACUGUUCCGAUGUCCGCCCGAAGUGUGUCUUACCUCAUUGAGGACCCAAAAUACUCCUUCUUGAAGGAGUUGGGCCUCGAAAAGAAGAAUCCCGGCGUGUUCCAUGGGAAAUGGACGGCUUCUGGAGAAACGAUCCAGUCCUUCAGCCCUGCCAGCGGCAAGGUCAUCGCUGAAGUUCAAGCCGGUACCCCCGCCGACUACGAACAAUGCGCGGCGGCGGCGCAGGCGGCGUGGCACUCCUGGGCCGAGCUCCCCGCGCCGGCGAGAGGCGAGGUCGUGAGGCAGAUCGGUGACGCGCUGAGAGAGAAGCUGCAGCCGCUGGGGCAGCUCGUGUCGUUGGAGAUGGGUAAGAUCCUGCCGGAAGCGAUAGGCGAAGUCGUAGAAUACAUCCACGUGUGUGACCUCGCGCUGGGCCUGUCCCGGACGCUCCCGGGCAGCAUCAUCCCCUCGGAGCGCCCCGGGCACGUUCUGCUCGAGAAGUGGAACCCUCUGGGGGUGAUCGGGAUCAUCACCGCGUUCAACUUCCCCGUCGCUGUGUUCGGCUGGAAUAGCGCUAUUGCUAUGAUCUGCGGCGACGCGAGCGUAUGGAAACCAUCAGAGACCACGUCGCUGGUCGCGGUGGCCGUCACCAAGAUCGUGGAGUCGGUGCUGCAGAAGAACAACAUCCCGACCGCCAUCGCCUCGCUGUGUGUGGGAGGGAAGACCAUCGGCGAACAGCUGGUUAAGGACGAGCGCAUGAAGCUCGUGUCGUUUACUGGCAGCACCGCUGUUGGACAGCAGGUCGGAGUAGAAGUGCAGCGUCGCUUCGGGCGCCACCUGUUGGAGCUCGGCGGCAACAACGCCAUCAUCGUCAACGAGGACGCCAACCUCGACCUCCUUCUAUCCGCCGCGUUGUUCGCCUGCGCCGGCACCGCGGGGCAGAGGUGCACUACUACCAGGAGACUACUCAUUCAUAAGAAGGUGUACAGCCAAGUAGUGUCUCGCCUCACGAAGGCGUUCGCCGGCGUGGUGAGCAAGAUCGGCGACCCACUGCUGCCAGAGACGCUGAUUGGUCCGCUGCACACGCCGGCCGCUGUGGAGAACUACAAGAGAACCGUCGCCGAGGUGGUCAAGGCUGGCGGGAAAAUCGAGUUUGGAGGGAAAGUGAUCGAGCGCGAGGGCUACUUCGUGGAGCCGACCAUUGUGACGGGCCUGCCCCACGACUCCCCGCUGGUCAAGAGCGAGUGUUUCGCCCCUAUUGUCUACUGCAUAGAGGUGCCGGACCUCGACACCGGGAUCCAGUACAACAACGAGGUGGAGCAAGGACUGUCUUCUAGUCUGUUCACUGAGAACCUUGGAGAUGUCUUCAAGUGGAUCGGCCCGCACGGCUCCGACUGCGGCAUCGUGAACGUCAACAUCCCCACCAACGGGGCCGAAGUGGGCGGGGCCUUCGGGGGGGAGAAGGCGACGGGGGGCGGCCGCGAGUGCGGCUCCGACUCGUGGAAGAACUACAUGAGACGCUCCACCGUCACCAUCAACUACUCUGGAGCCAUCAAACUGGCGCAGAACAUCAAGUUUGGCGAUGAAUAAAGAUGGCGGCUCUCGCCAUUUUGUUUUUUUGACGUUCCGCCAUGUUUUUUGUACAGUCUCGUUUUGUGAACAAAACAUGAAUUUAUUAAUUAAUCAACUAUGUGUAAUUUUUCCAUGUGAAAUGGUAGUUGUUUUUAAUUAAUGACUCUCAGCUGACUGUACUUUGUUGCCAAGAAAACUAAAGUAAUUUUAACGCUAAUUUAUAGAUUAUUUUAUCGGAUGAUUGUGUUAAUAUGAUUGAUAAGGAAGACUGAUUGUUUUUUGUAAUAUCAUAUUUUUUUAUUUUAUUAUAAAAAUGUAUACGUUU
Plutella xylostella (diamondback moth) is the source of this 1988-nucleotide messenger RNA. It is a transcript of the gene Aldh7A1, whose product is annotated as aldehyde dehydrogenase 7 family member A1. Gene Ontology annotation, molecular function: aldehyde dehydrogenase (NAD+) activity. NCBI's taxonomy places the organism in Eukaryota, Metazoa, Arthropoda, Insecta, Lepidoptera, Plutellidae. The record is from RefSeq and is a predicted model, not a curated record.